Molecule: messenger RNA, 4293 nt
Organism: Iphiclides podalirius (scarce swallowtail)
Lineage: Eukaryota; Metazoa; Arthropoda; Insecta; Lepidoptera; Papilionidae
Source: the annotation of a GenBank genome assembly
AUGUGUUUCUUCUGCGGCGAGGGAAUGCCCGGACUAAUUGAGCUCAGGGAACACACUGAGACGCACAAACCCUUUAGAGAAACCGAUCGGGCGAUCGGACUCGUCAAAUCGCCCGACUCCGAAGUCAAAAUCGACGUAUCGGUCACUGCCUGCGUGUUAUGCGGACGAUCGUUCGACGGUUUCGACGAAAUGAUCGAUCAUUUGUCAUUCGCGCACCGUCUGCCGUACGAUAAGGACGUGCGUUUAGAUAUAUCGCGCUACAGGCUCUCCGAUCUCAAGUGUCUGCUUUGCGAUCAGAGUUUCGGUUUCUUCAACCAGCUGGUGAAUCACGUGAACAAAACGCAUCCGGUCCGUUGUUUUUCAUGUGAGAAGUGCGAUCGGGAAUUUAACAAGAAACGAGACUUGGACGCGCACGUGAGGUCGCAUCAUAGGAAAUGUUACCCGUGUACGCGAUGCUCGGCCACAUUCCAGUCAAAUACGGAGUUGCACACUCACAAAAUGAACGCUCACCCCUCGGCUUGUAGUAUCUGUUUCGCGUACUUUCCUUCGGACAGCAAAAGGUUGAAGCAUAUGAAGCUCGACCAUGCCUCCGACGGGCUGCAAUGCGGAUUCUGCCUUAAGGUUAUGACGACAAAGCAGGGUUUUCUGCGGCACGCGUCGUGCUGUACUCGCCAGAUCAAUGGUGUCAAAAUGUCCAAUGAUCCGUUUAUAGACGAUAAGGAAAAGAAACCUUCCGUGAAACUGCUAAGAAAUAGUUUAGCUUGCAUCUUGAACAUGUCCACGGCGAUACCUUUUAAAUAUUAUAUGAGCAAGUUCCGGUGUUUCUAUUGUCCCAAAGACUUCGUCGACUGCGACGAUUUAAAGCAGCACACUGUAACGGUGCACCCUCUGUGCGACAUAGGAUUAAAGUCAAUGAAGUUGCGGAACAGGGAUGAGGGCCGCAUCAAAAUUGACACCACCUCUCUAUCCUGUAGGGUUUGCCACGAACCACUGUCCGAUUUGAGCCAUCUAACUGACCAUUUGACCGCCGAGCACAAGGCUAAAAUAGACGGAGAAAUGCUCACCCACUUGCAGCCAUACAAGCUCGCGAAGGAGAACUACGCUUGCCCGAUUUGCGGCGAGGUGUGUUUCAGGACGCAUCCGAAUCUCAGGGCGCACGUGUCGCGUCGCCACAGGGCCGCUGCGUUCGCGUGCGAGCGUUGCAACAGCGCGUUCGCUAGCAGCGGUCAGCUGCGAGCGCAUCUGGGCAAAGAGCACGGCGCCAAGUUAGUCGCGUGUGCGCAGUGCGAGGAGAGAUUCGUCUCCCGCUACAGCAUGCUGCGCCACUCGAUCCGGGUGCACGGCAUCGGGCACGCGUGCCCCCAUUGCGGCAAGCUGUUCAUCAGGAACUCGUUCAUGGUCGAUCACGUCAGACGCACACACUUGAAAGAGCGCAACGUCGAAUGUCCCCUCUGCGGCGACAGGUUCUUCGACGCGCAGCGUCUCAAAAUGCACAUGGUGAAGCAUUACGGCGAAAGGAACUUCCACUGCGACGUUUGCGGCAAGGGGUUCCUGUGGAAGAAGAACCUCCGCGAUGACGUACCGCAAGGCCCAUACAAGAACCCAGAGAUGAGGAGGAGGAACUUGCAAAUUCUGUUCAACAACACGUCCAUAUUGCCGUUCAAAUGGCGCGGCAGUUGUCUCUGUUUCUAUUGCGGGAAGAGCUUUUCGGAGUACGCCAACUUUGUAAAACACACGCUCUCCCACGGGCGAUGCACCACGAAGGACGACUCCCUGAAGUUGAUCAAGGGGAACCACGUCGAGGUCAAAGUCGACGUGUCGGACAUAACAUGCGAGAUAUGCAGCGAGCCUUUUACAAGUUUGGACGAGAUAAUUGACCAUCUGAUCGGCAAACACGGCCUGGAUUACGACAGACGGAUAAGGACUCCACUCCAGCCGUACAGGCUCGCGGACUUCCGCUGCCUGUUCUGCCAGCAGCAGUUCACAUACUUCGGCCACCUGGUCAAUCACGUGAACCUGGCCCAUCCGCGCCACAGUUUCGUUUGCGACGAGUGCGGCAUCAGCUUCAACAAGGAGAGGGACCUAAUGUUCCACGUGCGCCGCGACCACCCCCCCGACGCCCACCCCUGUGCCGACUGCUCCACGAGUUUCGAUUCGCCCGCACUCCUGCGCGAGCACCAGAAAGACAUCCACUUCAUGAAAUGCGAGCGCUGCGCCUCGGCCUUCGGCACGUACAGCCUCCUUCUGAAGCACGUACGCAGCGAACACCCAGACGACGGCACGAUCAAGUGUCCGCACUGCUCGAAGCACUUUCGCUCCCCCCACGGCCUGAAGCUGCACAUGAUCAAAUGCACAAUCAACUUUCCCACGCACACAGAUCCGGCCGAGGGCAGCCCCGACGGCCUUCUACGGCCUAGGAAGGAGCAGAACGUCGCGCAUAAAUCAGUAAUUCCCCGAACAGCUGAUGAAGUACCCCAAGGCCCAUACAAGAACUGUACCUCAGAGAGGAGAAGGAGCAACUUGCAAAUCCUGUUGAACAACACGUCCAUUUUGCCGUUUAAAUGGCGCGGCAGUUGCCUCUGUUUCUAUUGCGGGAAGAGCUGCCCAGAGUACGCGAACUUUAUAAAACACACGCUCUCCCACGGCCCCUGCACUACGAAGGAUUACUCGUUGAAAUUGAUCAAGGGGAACCACGUCGAGAUCAAAAUCGACGUGUCUGACGUAACAUGCAAGAUAUGCAGCGAGCCUUUUACAACUUUGGCCGAGAUAAUCGACCAUUUGAUCGGAAAACACGACCUGGAUUACGACACACGGAUAGAGACUCCACUCCAGGCAUACAGGCUCGCGGACUUCCGCUGCCUCUUCUGCCAGCAGCAGUUCACAUACUUCGGCUACCUGGUCAAUCACGUGAACCUGGCCCAUCCGCGCAACAGGUUCGUUUGCGACGAGUGCGGCGUUAGCUGCAACAAGAAGCGGGACCUCGCGCUGCAUUUGCGCCGCAACCACCGCCCGGACGGCUACCCCUGUGCCGAGUGCUCCACUAGUUUCGAUUCGCACGCGCUCCUGCGGAGACACCGAAACGAUUUCCACUUCAGGAAGUGCAAGCGUUGCGGCUCGACCUUCGCCACGUACAGACUAAUGCAGAAGCAUGUCCAAAGCGAGCACCCAGACGACGGCACGGCCAAGUGUCCGCACUGCUCAAAACAGCUUCACUCCCCCCAAGGUCUAAAGCAGCACAUGAACAAAUGCAAGGGCAACGUUCUCGUGCAAACAGAUCGGAGCGAGGGAAAGCCCGCAGACGGUCCUCUGCAGCCGAGGAAGAAGCAGAAUGUCGCGCAGAUAAGACAGAACAUACAGUGCGUCCUCAAUAUGUCGACAGCGCUGCCGUUCAAGUUCUUCGCUAGGUACUGCUGCUUCUACUGCUCGAAGAAAUUCGUCGAGUUCGAAGAGCUUAAGGAGCACACGGUAUCGGAGCAUCCCGUCUGCGAUUUGAAGUCGAAGAGCAUGAAGAAGUGCAAAGGGGAGAGGAUCACCGUGAAGGUGGACGUGACGGGCCUCGGCUGCAAGGUUUGCGGGCAGCCCAUGCCGGACUUGGACGUUCUGAUCGACCACCUGAUCUGCCGGCACGACGCCAACUACGAUAAAAGCGUAACGGGCUGCCUGGAGCCGUACAGGGUCAUGAAGGACAACGUGCCGUGCCCGCUCUGCCCCGACCGCACGUUCAGGUACUUCGGCAUCCUGCUGCGCCACAUCAACUCGGAGCACAGCAACAACAACCGCAUCUGCGACUUCUGCGGGCGCAGCUUCAAGAGCGUGACCAACCUGAAGGUGCACAUCACCUACGCGCACACGGGCGCGUGCGAGUGCGAAGUGUGCGGCGGCAAGUACAAGAACCAGUGGUGCCUCAGCCGCCACAUGGCGAGGCACCACGACGCGAUGGACUACAAGUGCCCCAAGUGCCCGGAGCUCUUCCGCUCGCAGUACCACAAGCAGAAGCACCUGAUCGAGGCGCACGAUAUAGGCCACAGGUGCGCUCACUGCGGCAAGAUGUUCACCAGGAACUCGUUCAUGAAGGACCACGUGCGCCGCACCCACUUGAAGGAGAGGAACGUGGCGUGUUCGGUCUGCAACGAGAGAUUCUUCGACAACUACCUGCUGAGGAUGCACAUGGUGAAGCACGAGGGCGAGAGGAAGUUCAGCUGCGACGUCUGCGGCAAGGCCUUCCUGAGGAGGAGCAACCUGAGCUCCCACAAGGAGAUGCACAAGAAAUACGGCCACUCGCAGCAGCAGGCU